Owenia fusiformis is the source of this 920-nucleotide messenger RNA. The record is from the annotation of a GenBank genome assembly. NCBI's taxonomy places the organism in Eukaryota, Metazoa, Annelida, Polychaeta, Sabellida, Oweniidae.
UCGUCAUUGUUUAAGUAUUGAAGAGAAUUGAAUGCGGACAAUUACUUGGCCAAUAAUGCAGUUAAGACUAUAGAGAACUGAACAUGGACAAAUAAUAAAAUAAAUGUUAUGAACGGGUUAAAAUUUAUAAUGAGCAUGAGGGUUUAUUACACUUAGUUUUAAAUUGUGUAAACGUCUUCAUCUCAGUAUUAAACCCAAGAUGAAGGACUUGCGUUUUGAUGGUUGGAAUGAAUCCACAACAGUUGAUGAUUCUGUAAAUAAUUCCACAGAAGUUUUACAGAAUCUUGAAUCGGUAACACUUGAGCCUUUCGCCAUAUUUAUGAUAACACUGAGUUGUUUGUUAUCAUUGUUGAUAUGCGGGGGAAAUGUCCCCGUGAUAUUAAGUAUCAUCUCAUUUAAAAUUCUGCGCACGGCGAACAAUAUGUUUCUCAUGAGCUUAGCGGUGUCUGACCUUUGUAUCGGGAUGGUGGUUCUGCCACUAUACACAAUCGACCGAUAUAUGACACCACUUGUCUUUGGGGUCAUACGAAAUGAAUACAUCUGUAUCUUUAAACAUUACUUUAAUAUAUGUCUAUUAGGAGCAUCUCUUUUCACCAUGGGUGGCAUUGCUUUGGAUCGCUUCAUUUCUGUAACAAGGCCCUUAAAAUACAAAAAGAUUGUAACACGCUCUCGUGUAUUGUUGUUCAUCACAUUUUGUUGGCUUUAUCCCGUAGUUAUCUCUAGUUUCAUGUUCUACAAACGGAUUGUCCCCUUUGACGAAUUCAUUGACAAAUGUGUGCACCAAUUGUUCAAUCGUGGCUACAUGAUCUUUGCGAAUGUAAAUAUCGUUGUUCUUUUCCUGGUCAUCUUUGUCUCAAAUAUCAUUGUGGCGAUUGUUGCAGUCAAACAACGCUCCAAGCAUAUUCAUACACUAAGUGUAG